AUGGGUGAAACAUGUUCAUAUCUAACACCCAUUGACGCCAAGAAUCAGAUUCCCCAUUGUUACUAUUGUGCUAUCAAGAAGACAUAUGAAGUUUUAGACCAUGAUUUAAUUAUAUGCUUAGCAACAAGAUAUCAUGGAUCCAUGAAACUGUUAGGUCGAGGUGUGCAAAGCGGAGCAAGUGCCGGCGGCGCGGGCGCAUAUCACCGCCCCGCGCUCGAGGCUCGCACGACCAACACGCCUAUAAGGCGCGGACUUGGGUAUUGGCUAUCACUC
Brenthis ino (lesser marbled fritillary) is the source of this 273-nucleotide messenger RNA. NCBI's taxonomy places the organism in Eukaryota, Metazoa, Arthropoda, Insecta, Lepidoptera, Nymphalidae. The record is from the annotation of a GenBank genome assembly.